GGGGACAGGGUGUAUGGUUCGGGGUUAGGGUUUAGGGGAUAGGGUAUAUGGUUCGGGGUUUAGGGUUUAGGGUAUAAGGUGAGGGCAAAUAGAACCCGUUGUCAACGCAGCAGUGGCAGUGCCAUCAGGUAGGCUAGCUGCUGAUGUGUUGUAAGUCCAAGAUGGGCUCAUCAAGAGCGAUGAUGGGGCAAGCAGCCAAGUCAUAUAAGGUUCAGGAGGAUAAGCUGGAGGAGGCAGAGGAGGCAGAGGAGGAGGAGGAUGAUGAUGAUGAUGAUGAGGAGGAGGAGGAGGAGGAGGAGGAGGAGGAGGAGGAGGAUAGAAAUAGGAAGGAAAAGGAGGAAAAGGAGGAAAAGGAGGAGGAGGUGAAGAAAGAGCAGGAGCAGGAGGGGGAUAGGCAGGAUAAGCUGGAGGAGGCAGAGGAGGGAGAGGAGGGAGAGGAGGGAGAGGAGGCAGAGGAAGCAGAGGAGGAGGAGGAGGAGGGGGGGGAGGAGGAGGAGGCGGAGGAGGAGGAGGCAGACGAGGCAGAGGAAGCAGAGGAGGAGGAGGAGGAGGAGGAGGAGGAGGAGGAUCACAAUGAUCAGGAGAGGGGGCAGAGGAGGGGGCACAGGCGGCAGAGAGGGAGAGGGAGCCGAGGAGGGGACACAGGCGGCAGAGAGGGAGGAGGAGGAGGAGGAGGAUAGAGAGAGGAAGGAAAAGGAGGAAAAGGAGGAAAAGGAGGAAAAGGAGGAAAGGAGGAGGAGGUGAAGAAAGAGCAGGUGCA
Messenger RNA from Chara braunii, 760 nucleotides. Lineage: Eukaryota; Viridiplantae; Streptophyta; Charophyceae; Charales; Characeae. The record is from the annotation of a GenBank genome assembly.